AUGUCGCACCUACGCGAACAUUUGGACCGAUACUGCCACGGCAGGCGCGCUAGAUCACGUUCGCGAAGUCAGACGAGAGACAACGCAGAUGCGGAGCCGGUGGCGGCUACUGCCCCCAUGUCGCCAUCUGUCACGUUUACUGUGGAACUUCUGCCUUUGUUACCUUUAGUGCCACGAGCCUAUCUGUGGGGACCUGAUGAACGCUGCCUGACAUGCAGCUAUCCGUCCCACCUGUUAGCUGCUUACUGCGUCGACGACCUGAAGCAAAAGAUCGUAGAACAGGUUCAAACGAACGGUGGCAAUACCAUAGCAAGACGAACAUUUCAGGUGUGGACGUCAUGCGGACUGCUGCAUUCGCACACGCCUGCUUGUCGAGAGCACAUUCCAUUCAAGCGAAGCUUGCGAACGCUUUGGGUUGGCAGCGGUCGACCGCCUGUGUUGCCUCUGGUCGUGGAAGUCUCCUCUUCUGGCUGGACGGACAUCAAUACCUUUGUCACCGCAAUAGCCACAUGA
Molecule: messenger RNA, 513 nt
Organism: Cladocopium goreaui
Lineage: Eukaryota; Dinophyceae; Suessiales; Symbiodiniaceae
Source: the annotation of a GenBank genome assembly